CCCCGGCCCGGCGGAGCACGGCGCGCUGGCUGCGGAUGCAGGGCAGCCGCGCUUCUCCCCGCUACGGAUCCAUGGAAUCCACCCGCUGGCCGCCGGCCGGCGCGGGGCCAGAGGACGAGAUCGUGUCCAUGGCCGACUCCACCACCACCAUGGAUGACAUCGAGGGGGAGCUCUUCAGGAUCGAGCGGAUCCGGGAGAUCCUGGUGCGCCGGGAGUCGGAGCUGCGCUACAUGAUGGACGACAUCCAGCUCUGCCAGGAGAUCAGCCGGCUGAAAACAGAGCUCCAGAAACUGCUGGCCCUGCCAGAGAACCAGAAAUCCAACGAGGAGAAGCAGAGGGAAGAGGAGCUGGUGCAGCAGAUCCACAAGCUGGUGGAGACGCGGGAUUUCCUGGUGGAUGACGCGGAGUUUGAGAGGCUCAGGGAAAGGGAAGAGGACAAGGAAAUGGCCGAGUUCCUGCAGAGCAAGCUCUCCAAAAGCUGCCUCCAGAGAGCGACUCCUGUCCCAGAGAAGAAGAUGACAUCGAGGGGACAGCAAACCUCGGCUCCCUACGUGACCAAGACGGGCCUGGCCCUGCUCAGGGGGUGCUGUGGCUUCACCUGCUCCAUCAUGUAGGGCACUGCCAGUGCCUGGCACAGGACACGGCCGCGGUAGGGGCACCUCCUGGGGACCCGGGACGGGCAGGAGGGGCUUCCCUGGAGCUGGCCCUUCAUUGGGGCUGAUCCUGUCCUGGAGCUGAUCCCAGCCUGGGGCUGAUCCUGUCCUGGAGCUGAUCCUGUCCUGGGACUGAUCCCAGCCUGGAGCUGAUCCCAUCCUGGAGCUGAUCCUGCCCCAGAGCUGAUCCUGUCCUGGGACUGAUCCUGUCCUGGGACUGAUCCCAGCCUG
This is a messenger RNA of Camarhynchus parvulus, 884 nucleotides long. RefSeq lists its product as uncharacterized. NCBI's taxonomy places the organism in Eukaryota, Metazoa, Chordata, Aves, Passeriformes, Thraupidae. The record is from RefSeq and is a predicted model, not a curated record. The transcript has 6 exons. Bases 36 to 614 code for a protein of 192 amino acids.